Mus pahari (shrew mouse) is the source of this 2345-nucleotide messenger RNA. It is a transcript of the gene Nufip2, whose product is annotated as nuclear FMR1 interacting protein 2. Bases 106 to 2190 code for a protein of 694 amino acids. Gene Ontology annotation, cellular component: cytoplasmic stress granule; nucleoplasm. The transcript has 4 exons. Gene Ontology annotation, molecular function: RNA binding. Lineage: Eukaryota; Metazoa; Chordata; Mammalia; Rodentia; Muridae. The record is from RefSeq and is a predicted model, not a curated record.
CUGGCGAGACGCGCUCAGAUAUACCGAGCGAGCGCGGAGAAGCAGUCUCAGAUCCUGACGGUGCAGCAGCCCGCAGCCUCAGCCAGGGAGUCCCAGCCGCUUUCAAUGGAGGAGAAGCCCGGCCAGCCACAGCCUCAGCACCAUCACAGCCACCACCAUCCGCACCAUCACCCCCAGCAGCAGCAGCAGCAGCAGCAGCAGUCGCACCACCACCACCAUUAUUAUUUCUACAACCACAGCCACAACCACCACCACCACCACCAUCACCAGCAGCCUCACCAAUACCUGCAGCAUGGAGCCGAGGGCAGCCCCAAGGCCCAGCCUAAGCCGCUGAAACAUGAGCAGAAACACACCCUCCAGCAGCACCAGGAAACGCCGAAGAAGAAAACAGGCUAUGGUGAAAUAAAUGGUAAUGCUGGAGAAAGAGAAAUAUCUUUAAAGAGCCUCAGUUCUGAUGAAGCUCCCAACCCUAUUUCCAGGGUCCUCAAUGGCAACCAGCAAGUUGUAGACACAAGCCUGAAGCAGACUGUAAAGACCAGCACCUUUGGAAAAGCAGGAAUCAAGACCAAGAAUUUUAUUCAGAAAAACAAUAUGGACAAAAAGAAUGGGAAGUCUUAUGAAAACAAAUCUGGAGAGACCCAGGCUGNAGAUAAGACCGAUACUAUAGCGAUUCCAAAUGGUGUUAUAACAAGUAGUUCAGGCUAUAUCACUAAUGGUUAUAUGAGCAAAGGAGCAGAUAAUGAUGGUAGUGGAUCUGAGAGUGGAUAUACCACUCCUAAAAAAAGGAAAGCAAGGCGCAAUAGUGCCAAGGGUUGUGAAAACCUUAAUUUAGUGCAGGACAAAAUAAUGCAAGAGACUAGUGUCCCAGCAUUAAAACAGGGACUUGAAACUUUAAAGCCUGACUAUAGUGAACAAAAGGGAACGCGAGUAGAUGGUUCAAAGCCUAUUUGGAAAUAUGAAACUGGACCUGGAGGAACAAGUCGUGGAAAACCUGCUAUGGGUGACAUGCUUCGUAAAAGCUCAGAUAUAAAACCUGGUUUGAGUAGCAAAAAAUUUGAUGAUCGGCCUAAAGGAAAGCAUGCCUCAGCUGCUGCCUCCAAAGAGGACUCAUGGACCUUGUUUAAGCCACCCCCAGUUUUUCCAGUGGACAAUAGCAGUGCAAAAAUAGUUCCUAAAAUAAGUUAUGCAAGCAAAGUUAAGGAAAACCUCAACAAAACUGUACAGAACUCUUCUGUNUCACCAUCUUCAUCUUCAUCAUCAUCAUCUACUGGGGAAACUCAGACCCAGUCUUCAAGUCGGUUAUCCCAGGUCCCCAUGUCAGCUCUGAAAUCUGUUACUUCUGCCAGUUUUUCUAAUGGGCCUGUUUUAGCAGGAACUGAUGGAAGUGUGUAUCCAUCUGGGGGUCAGCCACUGCUAACUACUGCUGCUAAUACUUUAACACCCAUCUCUACUGGGACUGAUUCUGUUCUUCAGGACAUGAGUCUGACUUCAGCAGCUGUUGAACAAAUUAAAUCUAGCCUUUUUAUCUACCCUUCAAAUAUGCAAACAGUGCUGUUAAGUGCACAAGUAGAUCUGCCCUCUCAGACAGAUCAGCAAAACCUGGGGGAUAUAUUCCAGAAUCAAUGGGGUUUAUCAUUUAUAAACGAGCCCAGUGCUGGCCCAGAGACUGUUAUUGGAAAGUCGUCAGAUCAUAAAGUGAUGGAAGUGACAUUUCAAGGAGAAUAUCCUGCCACUUUGGUUUCACAGGGUGCUGAAAUAAUUCCCUCAGGAACUGAGCAUCCUGUGUUUCCCAAGGCUUAUGAGCUGGAAAAACGGACUAGUCCUCAAGUUCUGGGUAACAUUGUAAAACCUGGGACUACUGAGAGUGGAGCCUUAUCCUUGGACCCCAGUCAUAUAGGUGACCUGCAAAAAGCAGACACCAGUAGUCAAGGUGCUUUAGUGUUUCUCUCAAAGGACUACGAAAUAGAAAAUCAAAAUCCCCUGGCCUCUCCUACGAACACUUUGUUAGGCUCCGCCAAAGAACAGAGAUACCAGAGAGGCCUAGAAAGGAAUGAUAGCUGGGGUUCUUUUGACCUGAGGGCUGCUAUUGUAUAUCACACUAAAGAAAUGGAAUCUAUAUGGAAUUUGCAGAAGCAAGAUCCCAAAAGGAUAAUCACUUACAAUGAAGCCAUGGAUAGUCCAGAUCAAUGAAGGACCAGACUGCCUAUUUGUAACCUUUCUGCAGCAUUAGAGCCACCGUUCAUGUGGGACACAAGGCUUUUAUGCUCCUAGAUCUUCAAUGCAGCAGAGGAACCAUAAGUAGAAUCACAGGAUAAUAUAUACAAAUAUAUAUAUAUAUAUAUAUA